Messenger RNA from Lodderomyces parapsilosis, 1884 nucleotides. It is a transcript of the gene ERO1, whose product is annotated as ER oxidoreductin. The transcript has a single exon. NCBI's taxonomy places the organism in Eukaryota, Fungi, Ascomycota, Pichiomycetes, Serinales, Debaryomycetaceae. Gene Ontology annotation, biological process: protein folding in endoplasmic reticulum. Gene Ontology annotation, cellular component: endoplasmic reticulum membrane; endoplasmic reticulum. The coding region runs from base 1 to 1884 and encodes 627 amino acids. The record is from RefSeq and is a predicted model, not a curated record. Gene Ontology annotation, molecular function: FAD binding; protein-disulfide reductase activity; thiol oxidase activity.
AUGCAUCUACCUCAAUGGAUCAUUCUACUAAUUAGUUUCAUAACAACAACCAUAUUAGCAUCUUCUUCUUCAUCAUCACAACUGAACCCACAUAUACUCCCUAAAGCACAGUUUCAUGCAUUUGACUCACCAGAAUUUUGUUCACAAAUCAUUACAUCUUCAUGUAACACAACAUUUGCCUACCUUGAUCAGUUAAAUCAACAAAUUAGAUCACUGGUUACCGAGUUGGUGAAAACGCCAUAUUUCUGUUAUUUCAAAGUUGAUUUGGAUAAACAAUGCAAGUUUUGGAAUGCUCAACAUUUUUGCGCCACCGAAAAUUGUGCUGUUGAAGUGAUUGAUGAUUUCAAUUGGAGUCAAAUCACUAAUGAUAAUUUGAAGCCAUCAAAAUUGGGUAAAAUUAAAUUGGCCAUGGAAUCGGGAAAAAGAGACGGCAAUGGCAAUGGUGGUGCAGAUGUUAGUGACACUAUUGACAAUUCUAUUGAAACUGAACAAAUUGAACAAUGUGAAGAUUUAGAUUAUUCGUAUUUUGAUGAUGAACAUGAACACAAUUGUGUCUAUGUCAAUUUAUUACAAAACCCAGAACGAUUCACUGGAUAUGGAGGUAAUCAAAGUUUUGAUGUUUGGAAAGCCAUCUAUCUGGAAAAUUGUUUCCCCAAUACUAAUCCAAUGUCAAUGAAACCUAAUCAACCCAAGGAAAAAUGUAUUGAAAAAAAUUUAUUUUAUCGAUUAGUUAGUGGUAUGCAUGCAUCAAUUGCAGUUCAUUUAUCUAAUGAAUAUUUGGAUUCGCAAACUGGAGAAUUUUAUCCCAAUCUACAAGUGUUUAUGCAAAGAGUUGGGCUAUACAAUGAUCGAUUGGCCAAUAUCUAUUUCAAUUAUGCACUUGUGGCCCAGUCAUUGGUUAAAUUGAAUGAGAUUUUACCAGUGAGACAAUUUAUUCAACUGGGGUAUGAUGAUAUAACCCCAGCCCAAAAACAACAUUUGUUGGAAAAUAAUGAUUUAUUCGAAAACACUGAAGUUUAUGAUGAGUUGUUAUUGCAAGAUAUCAUUCCUGCCUUGGGAUCAAAUACAUUGUUUAAUACAUCCACCUUGUUUGAUCCAACAAAAGAUCCUAAUUUGAAGCAAGAGUUCCGUGCUCGUUUUAAAAACAUUUCCGCCAUAAUGGAUUGUGUUGGUUGUGAUAGAUGUAGAAUGUGGGGGAAAAUACAAACUAUUGGGUAUGGAACUGCUUUAAAGAUUCUUUUUGAAGAUGAUGGGUCAAUGAAUCAACCAAAUUUGAAAUUCAGAAGAAUUGAAAUUGUUGCAUUGAUAAACACGUUUGAUCGAUUAUCGAAAUCAAUUGCUAUAAUCAACAAUUUCAAACAAAUGUAUAUUAAACAUUUACAAGAUGUUGCUGAGGGAAAAGCACAACCAGGGCAAUUUAAUAAUAACCAUAAUGAGGGAUCAUUGGGACAAGGAUUCCAUUUUCCAUUUGUCAAUUCCCUUCCAAAACAGCCUCAACAACAUAGAGAAACAGAUCAACCUCAAUCAUCAACAUAUAAAAAGGACGCAGGGUCAUCAUCUUCUAAAUCCCCUUCCAAUCGUGAUCCACCACAACACAAGAAAUCCAUUUUCGAAAUAUAUCAAAUCCCCACUAGGAAUCGUACUUUUGAUCAAGAAUUGAAAUUGGCAAUUUAUGAAGUAUGGGAAGCAUUGAAAUUUGUAUUGGGCAGUUAUAAGCAGUUUCCUAUAACUAUUGGUAAAACAUCAUUGAGCAUAUUGAACAAUUUGUGGAAUAACUUGAUUGGUAAACCUAUUGGAGAUCAAGGGUAUCAAGAGUAUAGGAGCCCUUUAAAUGUUGACGACGAAGAGCAACAGUACUUGAAUUUGAUCAAUGAGGAUAAUUAG